Messenger RNA from Ictalurus punctatus (channel catfish), 5452 nucleotides. RefSeq names its product E3 ubiquitin-protein ligase TRIM9. The transcript has 11 exons. Gene Ontology annotation, molecular function: zinc ion binding; protein binding. NCBI's taxonomy places the organism in Eukaryota, Metazoa, Chordata, Actinopteri, Siluriformes, Ictaluridae. The record is from RefSeq and is a predicted model, not a curated record. Bases 192 to 2330 code for a protein of 712 amino acids.
GGUGCGCAUGCGCAGAGAGAGAGAGAGGGAGAGAGUGAGAGAGAGAGAGGUGAUCAGGGAGCUGUCCGGGUCUGGUGGUGCUGUUUGCUUGUCGGUAUUCGUCCUCAUCAGAGUGCUGUGUGUGUGAGUGUGUGUGAGAGUAUGUGUGUGUGAGUGUGUGUUGUUGUUGUUGUUGUUGUUGUUGUUGUUUUAUGGACGCCAUGGACGAUGAGUUGAAAUGUCCAGUAUGCGGGUCCUUCUUCAAGGAGCCGAUUAUUUUGCCGUGCUCGCACAACGUGUGCUUGGCGUGCGCGCGGAACAUCACGGUGCAGACCCCGGAUGGUGAGCCUCCUCCGCCACCGAGCCGCGCGUCGGCCGGCUCGGACUACGACUACGCGGACGCGGACAAAAUGAGCGAGACGGACAGCGGUUACGGUUCGUACACGCCGUGCGCCAAGUCGCCGAACGGCGUGCGCGUGUUCCCGCCGGCGCUGGCGCUUCCGUCGACCCACCGCCACCGCUCCGUGACGUGCCCGCUGUGCCACCGCAGCGCGUCGCUGGACGAGCGCGGCCUCCGCGGCUUCCCGCGCAACCGCCUGCUCGAGGCCGUGGUGGCCCGGUGCCGCGCGACCCCCGCCAAGUGCCAGCUGUGCGACCACAACCCGGCCGACGCCACGGUCAUGUGCGAGCAGUGCGACGUGAUGUACUGCGCGCCGUGCCAGCAGCGCUGCCACCCCGCACGCGGGCCCCUCGCCAAGCACCGGCUCGUGUCGCCCGCCACCGGAGCCGUCGCGCGCACCGCCGGCGCCGGAGCCCAAUCACCCUCCCCCGCGGCCGCCGCGUGCGCCGAGCACGACGCGCAGACCUACACCGCGUACUGCGUCACCUGCAAGAUCCCCGUGUGCUUCCUCUGCAUGGAGGACAGCAAGCACGGAAAGCACGACGUCAAACCCACAGCCGCCAUGUGGAAGCAGCACAAGUGCCAGUUGUCUCAGGCGUUGAAUGGCGUCUCUGAUAAAGCGAAGGAUGCCAAGGAGUUCCUGGUGCAGCUGAAGAACCUGCUCCAACAGAUCCAGGAGAACGGCGUGGAGUUUGAAGCGUGUCUAGUGGCACAGUGUGACGCCCUGAUUGAAGCGCUCACACGGCAGAAAGCCAAGCUGCUCACCAAGGUCACAAAGGAGAAAGAGAGCAAGCUGAAGACGGUCAGAGACCAGAUCACACACUGCACUAUGAAGCUGAGACAGACCACCGGCAUGAUGGAGUUCUGUCUGGAGGUCAUCAAGGAGAACGACCCGAGCGGCUUCCUACUGAUCUCGGAUGCGUUGAUUAAACGUGUUCAGCUCUCUCAGGAUCAGUGGGUUAAAGGCGCUCUGGAGCCGAAGGUUUGCCCCGAGUUCAACCUGAGCCUCACCACCGACCCUCUGCUGCAGGCCAUUCUACAACUCGACCUUAUCCAGGGCCAGGAUUCUCACACUCAGGAGACUCCGUUACUGAGAUACACACACGCCGGCGUCCAGAAAGAGACGCAGAGCGCAGGAGCAGAGAACCCUGGAGUCCCUCCUGCUCCUUUACUGGAGCUGGAGAAGUGCUGCCUGCGAAACAACAGCGCCACUCUGGCUUGGAGGUUAAUUACACCUCAGCCGAUUCCCAUCGAGGGCUACAUCCUGGAACUGGACGAUGGAAAUAGCGGACAGUAUCGGGAGGUGUACGUGGGGAAGGAGACGGUGUGCACGGUAGACGGUCUACACUUUAACAGCUCCUACAACGCCCGGGUCAAAGCCUACAACUCUGUCGGAGUCGGGGCUUACAGCAAGACCGUGGUCUUAAAGACUUCUGACGUUGCCUGGUUCUCCUUUGACCCUACCUCAGCGCACAGAGACAUCGUUAUGUCCAACGAGAACCAGACGGUGAGCUGCAACAGCUACGACGACCGCGUGGUGCUCGGAACGGCUGCUUUCUCCAAAGGAGUUCAUUACUGGGAGCUCAGCAUCGAUCGCUACGAUAACCACCCGGACCCUGCGUUCGGUGUGGCGCGCAUCAACACGGCGAAGGACGCUAUGCUGGGGAAAGAUGAUAAAGCCUGGGCCAUGUAUGUGGACAACAACCGUUCGUGGUUCAUGCAUAACAACUCGCACACCAACAGGGCUGAGGGGGGAAUAACCAAAGGGUCGACUGUUGGUGUUCUACUGGACCUGAUGAAACACACGCUUACAUUUUUCAUCAACAAAGAACAGCACGGCCCAGUGGCCUUCGAGAACAUGGAGGGUGUGUUCAUGCCCGCGGUCAGCCUCAACCGCAACGUACAGGUGACCCUAAUCACAGGUUUAGAAGUACCAAAGAACAUCAAAUAACGACCUCUGCCCUGUGGGGACGAGGUACGUCUGGGUUGUACCUCCGGGUUGUUUUUCGUCACGAGGCAAGCCACUGCUCGACGCCAUUUGGUUGGAGAUCAAAGAGGACUUUUUAAAAACCACACUAUAUCUCAAAUAUAUUUGGGUUUGGUUUGGUUUUCUUCUUCUGCAUUCUUAAAGGAAUCUCAGUGUGUACAAUCAGAACGCAGUGUGUUUACAGUAAACUCAUCCCAGGCAGCAUUCCCUACAGGACCAGUAAGCUUUGAAGGAAAGUUCUGUCUGUUUAUCCAAACUUCAUCUAUCGCGUUCUUCAAAAUGUAAGCUUAUCCUGGUUAUAAAUGUUUAAAUGGUGUAGACGCUGAAGCAUUUAAUGGCGAAUCUCUGCUUGGUAGGUUUCCAUUGCUGUCCGAGUGACUUAACCAGCAACGUGACCUACUCGCUACAGUAUAUACAGUGUGAUGUAUUAACUCGGUAUAGCCAGUAUUUUUUGCAAAACGGCGGCUGUGAUAUACAAUUGUGAAACAAGUUUUCCACGCUUUACGCAACUUGACCAAAUUUCAGCUCACACUCUGCUGUAGAAUCAUUAACGGUUGAUUGGAUGAGCAUUAGAUUGGAGUUUCCAAACAGCAAGAUGCUGACAUAUGUAUCUUGCCUGUAAAUUAGUAAAGUGGGACCUAUUUGAUGCACCAUUGACUUACCUAGCAUUCUGUAUGUACAGAACAUCUGGAGUCUGUAGACCUUAAACGGGACUGAAAAUUUGUCCUACGAUCUUCUCGCCAUCAGGAUGACUCAAAGCGUACCAAGUUUUUCGACCAAAUUUUGAAUGGGAAAACCCUCAAGAUCAAUGGUAGGUGCUUGUUUCCAGUUGCUCUCACCUACAAAGGAGUUUUUUUUUGUUUGUCCCAUUAGGGGAACCCUUAAGGAUUCUAUGUACAGCCUCAAAACAGAAGGUUUUAGUAAGCUGCAAGGUUCCACUUUGGCACCAUUAUACCAUCGAUUGUUCCGUAUUUACGUUAAAAUGUUACAUGUAGAGCCCCAAAGAAUUCUUGGGUUUAUCCCACUGGAGAAGCCCUUAAAGAUUCUACGCAAAAGCUCAAACCUCAUAGCUUUUAAUAGGCUUUGACCGAUAUCCAUUCAAAGAACCUGUGAGGAACCAUUGUGGACAAGGCAUGACCCAUUCAUUCUACUCAUCUGUUUGUUGCUCUGUAUUUACAGAACAGGCUCCAACAUUUGAGUUCUGUAGACCUGAACUAGACUGAAAAUAGUUCCUAGGGUUUUCUUGAUGUCAGGAUAAACAAACUCUUGACCAAACAUCCUUCAUGAUCGGUGAUAUUUGCUUAUUCCCAGUUUCCAUGGCUUACAAGGUUACAUCUAGCAGCCUGCAGGGUUCUUUGGUUUGUCCCAGUAAGGGAACCCUUAAAGAUUCUGUAGCACCUCACAACAGGUUUCCUUUUUAGCAAGCUACAACCCAUAACCAUCCAAAGAAUCUCUAAGGAACCCUUUUUUCCUAAGACUGUACCUAGAGAACACAUGGCCCUCAGGCUUUCUAGAAGGUCCUGCUUUGGUGUACCAUCUAUUUGUCUACUCUUACAGAACUGUCGGGUUUGUAAACCUUAAACGGGUUGGAAAAUUCUUUCUAUACUAGUUUUCCCAUUAGGAUGACUCUUAAACAAACUCCUGACCAAAUUCUGAACAGAAAAAAAGAAAUUCCCACCAGGAUCAACGAUACCUGACAGUUGUCAUCGUUUACAAUCUAGAAGACUAAAGGGUUCUUUGGUUUGUUCCACCAGAGGAACCUUUAAAGAUUCUAUAUAGAGCCUCACACCAGAGGGUUUCUUUCCCAUAACCAUCCAAAGAACCCAUUAAAAAGACUAUUUGAAGGACACAUGGCCCUCUUUGGUGACACCAUCGUAUCAUGUGUUCUUCCGCACUUACAGAACACUUCUAUUCGGUCCUUAUGAGUCGGACGACUACUUGGAUUGGAUGACCAAUUUUCGUUUGAAAACAAAAACGAACCCCGACUCUUCCCAUAGAGCACAAUGAUACUUGCUUGUUUCCAGUUGCAACUGCUUACAAUCCUAGAAAAAAGGUCACAUCUAAGGUCGCAACGUAUAGCAUUCUUUGGUUUAUUCCAAAUGGGGGAACCUUUAAAGAUUCUGUGUAGAACGUUGCGAAAGAGUGUUUCCAUUGUAGUUAACCAUCCAAAAAAAAAAAACCCCAGAUGACACGACCCACCCCUUCUUCCUUCGUAGGCUUUCAAGAAGGUCCCAAUUUGGUGGUAAUGUUUGGACAAACUAGUGGAACGACCCUUCGUGACGCAGCACUCUUAGAUCGCCACAAGGUUAAAACACCUUACACAAAUCUCAGGUUUAAAUACUCAGACGGGUGGGUGGUCCAGACACGGAUUAAACCUUUACACUGCCAUAGUUAGAAAACCGUUAGUUCUGUACUAGGCUGAAUCUGUGUCUGGAAAAAGAGGACCUUACAGGACCAUUCUCUGGUGUGGUCUGGUCCUCUCAAAUUUCUCCACAUGGAAUAACCUGGUACUUUUAGAAGUGCCGAAAAGAACAAACUGCCGAUGGGAAACGAUCGAUCUGGAAAAUAUAGGAAAUUCAUCUGCUGCUUGUAAUCAGACACGCAUUUCAGUCCUUCAGGAUCCGAGACUGAAGCCUUUCACACUGUGAUCCAUACGGAAAACGUGAAGAACAUUCCAGAGUCAUUUCUCAAGUAUCUUUUACUCUAGGUCAAUCGAAUACCCCGCCCUGGUUUUUCCUCCUGGUGUGAUUUCUCAGCUGUAUAGUUUAGUUGUAGGAAAAAGCGUGUGAUAUUUUGCAUGGUACACCGCUGUACACGACGGAGCCGAUACGGUCUGAGCAUGGAUCUUUAUAUUCUACUUGUGUUGUAUAUAGUGUAACGAAAACGCAAAGCGGAAGCGUCACGCUCUGGCGUGGUUCGAAACGCUACGAAGUGAGCUGUGAAGUUUUUUCAGACCAACCAACUGCUUAAGCCUUAAGCAUAAGUGUCGUAAUCGGAAUCAUACCAAACUUUUUUUUUUGUUUUUUUUUUCCAGUUAAAGACGAAAUAAAUUGUGCGAUUAAAAAGAACAUUUAUAUAUAUAUAUA